Molecule: messenger RNA, 666 nt
Organism: Gigantopelta aegis
Lineage: Eukaryota; Metazoa; Mollusca; Gastropoda; Neomphalida; Peltospiridae
Product: serine/threonine-protein phosphatase 6 regulatory ankyrin repeat subunit B-like
Exons: 6
Coding region: 1-666 (221 amino acids)
Molecular function (GO): protein binding
Source: RefSeq, a predicted model, not a curated record
AUGGAUCCUGGAUGUUUUGUUCUUCUUAUGAUCGUCGUCGUCUACAAGGGUGGAUUUACUGCAGUCAUGUUAGCAGCAGAGAAUGGACACAAAGAUGUUGUUUUGACUUUAACACAGAAAGGAGCUGAUCUAGACCUUGUCAAUGAAAGAGGAUAUGCUGCUCUUCAUUAUGCAAGUUCCAAAGGACAUACAGAUAUUGUUGAAGUAUUGGUGAACCAUAAUGCUGAUAUCAAUGUUGUUACUAAGGGUGGAUUUACUGCAGUCAUGUUAGCAGCAGAGAAUGGACACAAAGAUGUUGUUUUGACUUUAACACAGAAAGGAGCUGAUCUAGACCUUGUCAAUGAAGUUGGUGAAACUGUUCUUUAUAUAUCAUGUAAUAAAGGCAAUGAUCAGGUUGUUCAAGUCCUUCUAGAUGCUUGUGUGAAAGUGAAUGUUCAAGACAAGAUUGGUGUUACAGCUAUCGCAUGGCAGAGUACAAAGCAAUCGUGUGUUGCUCUGUCCACAGCAGAAGCAGAAUAUGUAGCCUUAUCUGGAGCUGCACAGGAAGCAAUUUGGUUGAAGCAGUUUAAUCAAGAUCUAACUGAAAUAAAUGAGCCUGUAGUAAUUUAUGUAGAUAACCAUUCUGCCAUUGCAAUUGCUAAGAAUCCUCAUUUCAUGGAAGAGUGA